GUCUCUGCGCCUUAUUCUAUUUGCUCCGUUGAUCUCUCCACCCAACAAACAGGGACGCAUCUGCUUCCUCCCUCGAUCUCUUCUCACGCGCCAGAGCAGCCGUUUAUAUAUACAUCGUCGUCAGACUCUCCGUCCGGUAGUGACUACCAAGAAUUGCAGACUGCCGGAGAAACCUGACCAGCGCCCGCAGAUAGACCCCUGACUGCGAGAAUUGGAGCCGGAGAGGAAGACGAAGGAGGUCGAGGCGCCCGCACACGGAUUGCCGCAAGAACUGGACUAAUUUGGAGGAGAGCCAAGCUCAAUUCAGAGGAUCGGGGACAGGAGACAGGAAUUCAAGAACACGCAAAGGGGAGCCCGCGAACGUCCCGUCUCGAGUGGACGCGAGAAAAGGUGGAAAAAGGCAGAGGCUAGCUAGUGGCGGGCGCUUUCUGUCUGUCCGGUGCAGCACCUGCCCGGCGAGCGACAUCGAGCGAGGGAUGUUCUUGGGCCCCGGCGGCUCAUGGCGAUCCCGGACACCAGCGGCGGCGGCGGCGGGGCUCGCCACGUCAGGUGCCCCAAGUGCCGCAGCGUGCUCCAGGAGCCCGCCGGCGUGCCCGUGUACCAAUGCGGCGGCUGCGGCGCCAGCCUCCGAGCCAAACCCCGCAGCGCCGACGCGCAGGACGCGGCCGUGAGCGCUGCGCAGUCAUCGGAGAGCGCCUUGCCGUCGCCACGUCUGAGCCGGAGCGGGCGUUUGGGCUCCGGCGACGUGGCGAGCACCAGCGCCCCCGCCUCCCAUCCCGAUGCUCCGGCCAGCGCGCGGCACCAAGGAGCUGGCGCCGCGCGCCGGUCCGAGACCGGUGGCCUCGCGCCGGCGACAGAGCAAGCGUUGCCGAGCGGCGAGAAGAGGGGGCACGAGUCACACGAUCAUAGAAGUGCUGACCAGGAGGAAGCUCGUGGCAGUUCGGGUCGUCACAGGGCAGGAGGUGUUGUCAGCGCCUCUGCGCAACCGCCGCCGACCGCCGAGAAGAAGGGACACGAUCAUCGGGGUGCAGCUGAGGGCAGUUCUGGGCGUCACAGGGCAAGGGGUGCUGUCAGCGCUCCCAGCGCCAGUGCCGACUUCUCCAAGGGAAGCAGGGAUGCAGCCGCAGAAAAUUCAGAUAGGAGACGAGAAGCUCAGCCUAAUCCUGUUGUUGAUGUCGCGACCAAGAGAGGUUCAGGCGAAGCGGCGCGGCCUCGGUCACGGGAUCUCGGCGAAGCUUCGCCAGUGCCCGCUCGUGCCGCAGAUUCCAGGUCUGCGCCGGCCGCGGUGAACUGGACACGUCGAGACGAUGCCGCGGCGGCGGCGGUUGCCGAGGAGAAGGCGCCGAGCCCUCCUCCUCGCCACGCGGCCCAGCCGCAGAAGAUGAGCCCCCUGCACGAGAAGAUCCUCAAGACGGUGGAUGAGCUGAAGGACGACCUCUCCGAGCUUUUCAGCAAGUCCCCGGAGCUCAAGCCAAGCACGCCGCCGCGCACUCCUCGCCAUCGCGCGCAAGAAGGCUACGCCUCUCGCCCGGCCAUCCCUACCAGCAGAGCUCGCCACGCUGCGGCCGCUGCUGCUCUUUACCGUCGCGGCAACGCAGGUUACGCUGCAGACAAGCACGGCCAGGCUGCUCCCCGCGGCUUGCCGUCGCGGCGGUACCGCCGGUGCAGGGCUGAUACGUUCAGCGGCCACCACGCGCGGCUGGAUGAACCAUGCCGUCGGCACAGCUGCUGCGACCACGGUCACGGCAAGCCCGAGUGCGGCAGCUGCAGGGGGCACUGCUGCGGCGGCUCGUGCAGAGCGCGAGAGCACGCGCGGCCGGUUGCCGCCGUCCUGGAGGCCAAGCGGCGCGCGCCGGCACCGAAGCAGCACUGCCGGCCGGUCCUGAAGGGCGCGCCGUUCAUCGUCUGCUCCAGCUGCUUCACGCUCGUCCAGGUGCCCGCGGGCUUCGCCGUGGCCAGCGCCAGGGUGCGCGACCUGCGCUGCGGCGCCUGCUCCGCCGUCCUCUCCUACUCCUACCGCGACCCGGACAGGAAGAAGCCCGCCGCUUCCCCGGCGCGCCACGUCGGCGCGCGGCCGGACCUGUUCUCGUUCAUCGAGGACUUCGCGGGCGGGGUGAGCAGCUACUCCACCACGGAGGACGAGCGGCCGCUGCACGUGUCGAGGAACUCGUCGUUCGACACCGACGUCGCGGCGGAGGAGGUGGCGGCGGCGGUGGCGCGGCGGCAGAGGCAGAGCAACAGCCUGCACCGGCUCAUGGGGUACGGCUCGGCCAGCGAGCUGCUGCUGCGGCGCUCACCGAGCCUGUACGAGUACGGGAGCUUCGACAAGAGAUCGACGCCGCCGUCCAACGCGAGUAGGCGGUACGACGACAGGAAAGGGAAGGCCAUCUGCCUAGACACGGACGAGGACGUCGCCGGCGACGAUGACUCGGACGACGGUGGCGCGCUGAGGCGAUCGAAUGUGAGACGAGCUGGCAGAGGGAUUCCUGUACCAGGAGCCAUCAGGAUCAGGUCGUAACAGAGGAGAUCGACUCGUAUAUACUGUAGAGAGGAUAUAGAUUCAGGUGACAGAAUUCUGACAGAUAUAGUGAACUGUUUUUUUUGUUUCGCCAUUCGUUUAGGUAGGCAGAGACUGGGGAUUCAUUGGUGUUUGAUUGAUUUUUUUUUUCACUGUCUGAGGUUACCAAUGCUGCAUAAAUGUGGAUAAUUAGCCUCAACAUUGUGAUUCUUCACACCCCUUGUUUGGAAGUGUCAAGUGAACAUUUCUUUCCACGAUUCCUGUGGUCCAAUUCAUGAUUC
Molecule: messenger RNA, 2799 nt
Organism: Lolium rigidum
Lineage: Eukaryota; Viridiplantae; Streptophyta; Magnoliopsida; Poales; Poaceae
Product: protein ENHANCED DISEASE RESISTANCE 4-like
Exons: 2
Coding region: 500-2518 (672 amino acids)
Biological process (GO): regulation of defense response to fungus
Source: RefSeq, a predicted model, not a curated record